UCUCAGAAGAGGAGGUGGCGCUUUCACCUGCUGGUCCGACUGCAGAGCCACAAACAGCAGCAGGUAACACAGACACGAGAGAGCAACAGCACAGAGGAGAGGAGAGAGAUUAGAGACGAGGAGGAAGAAGAAGAAGAGGAGGAGGAAGAAGAGGAGGAGGAGGAGGAAGAAGAGGAGGAGAAAGAAGAGGAGGAAGAGGAAGCAAUCAGCUCUGCUCGUCUGGAGCCCAGCACUCUGCCGUGGCCCGGAGACAAAGACAAGAGGCCUCAGACGGACAGCGAUGAAGAGCGAGACACGGGGAUCAGUGGAGGAAGCCAGGAGCUGUCGGAGGAGCAGAGCCGGGCGGAGAGCGACAGGAAGAGCAAGUGGAGGGAGAGCAUGCCUGAGGGCGAGCGGUGGAGGGACGGCGAGCUCGAGGUGCAGCGGAACAGUAAAGGGGACGGCUCACUGGCGGAUGACGAAGACGAAGACGACGAGGAGGAGGAAGGAGAUUCGAAUUGGAUGUCAGAGAAGAAAGCAGCUCCGGGUUUUACUCCUCGAGUCACGAUUGUGCGUCCGUCCAGCAAAGAGCUUCCCGAGGAGAGCAGGCUCUUCAUUGAGGACGACAAGAAGGAGGCGCAGAUGGAGCCCGAGGCCACGGGGACGUAUUACCCCGAGUGGACAGAACCGGACGACAAGUACUACCUGUGUGACAGCCUGUGUGGUGAGAGACUUAAGGUGGCUCUGGCGACGGUGGCCGCGGCGAUCCUUUUCCCUCUCCUGGUGUGGGGAGGUUACGCCCUCCUUCCCUUUGACUCGCCGCAGCUGGACAGCACCCCUCUUAGGGUGGUGUACACGCUACGCUGCUCCUUCUUCGCCAUCAUCCCCAUCCUGUUUGGUGUGGUGGUGCAGGGCGUGGCCCGGCUGCGUUACAGCGUCCUGAAGCCCCUCUAUCAGAGUAAACAGGUGAACAGAGAGGUGGCGGUGCACUGGCACUACGUCAACGAAUCUCUGGCCCUCUUCCUCUUCUUCUUCCUGCAGCUCACUGUCAUGGCAACCUACAUCAGCCAGGACCUGGUGAAGCUGGUGCCGCUGCUCACCAUCAUAUUUGUCUUCGGCAGGCUGAUCUACUGGCUCUGCCUCUCUCUGGGCGGCAGCAGCAUCAGGGCCCUCGGCUUCGGCCUCUCCUUCCUGCCCAUACUGGUGAUGCUGGGCGUCAACCUGUACUACGUCUGCUCAUCGCUCGGACAAGGGUCGGUUUUCGACGUGGCACCGCCCACAACAGCUCCUCCUCCCAGGCAGCGCUGGUGGGGUUAAAGGGGCCGACGUCCGUUAACGCGGUGAGGAGUUCGGAGACCAACAACUGCAAACACCUUUUAUUUUUAAUAUCACGACACAAGAACACUUUGUUUUUGAUGUCCUUUUUUAAAGUUGUAAUCCUUAAGACUUCAGCCCUGGUUGAUUUGGUGACCCCAGUGGUUACCACGGCAACAGCAAGUGUAGUGAGUACUACAGCAAACACUCCUUGAGCAGCAGAAAUACAACAGAAGUAUAACAUCUAAUAGCUUACUGUGGCUGCUGCUUCUUGUUCUGUUGCUCCCCAUGCAAAAAUGAAUAGUGAUCUACUAUAAAAACACAAAAUUGUUGUUGUUGUUUUGUAGCAGUCAAUGCUAACCGCGAUGACAAACACUGUGCGUGCCACAAUAAAAGCCAUGCAUGAUUCUCCAGGUUAACACUUUUAAUGUGAAGCAGCUGUAGGAAAUGUUUGCAUUAGCAGUAACUUAAGACAGCUCUCAUAACGGUGUAAAGAGAGAGAACAGUGAACAGCUCGGCUGUUAUCAGGGACAUAAAAUGUCACGUGAUUACAUGCGUCAUUUCCUGUGAAUCCCUCGUGCUUAUGAAGGCGGCGGACUCUGCCACUACCAAUGAAAACCACUAUAUAGAGAGGUGAAUCCAGCCUAAUGACUAUUGUAGAACAUAAAAAUAAUAUCAAAUGUUUGAUUUCAUGAAAAUCUCAAGGAUUACAACUUUUUGUUCUUGGUUUUUGUUCACUAAGAAAUCAAUGACAUGAACCAGGUUGUGGGUAAAUCUGUACCUUGAAUCUUCCUCUCUGUAUUAAAAAAAAAAUGCAGAAAUCCAACAAUAUUCACAUGGUAGUUCAGAAAAGAUGUGGAAAAAGUUUACACCAACAAAGCUCUUAUCUGCAUGCACAUUAAAACUCUAAAAAGAGCUCUACCUUAGACCACAUUUCGGUACGGUCUGUAUGUUUUUUUAAAUUUUACUGAUCAUCCAGUACUAAUCUUUAAACAGCCGGCACCUUCUGUCCGUCUUGAGCUGAUAAAAUCCAGUUUUGAGGCUUCAUCCAGUGUUUGGAUGUGAUGCAAAACUUCAGUUCUAAGGGUAUUAUUUUUAUAUGAAUUAUUAACAUUAAGUUGUUUUAUGAAUUUUCCUAUUUGUAUUGUGUUGUCACACAGUUUGUUACUAAUGGAGAUCUUAAAACUUUAUAUGUAUAACUGUUAAAUUAAUCUUUGUUUUAUUGAUCAAAAGCUUUUUCUUUAAUGUUUAUAGCAGCAUUAGUUGUUGGGCUAUUUAUGGAUAGUCUCUUGGCUUUAUUUUGAAGGAUCUUGUUUUCAGUGUAUUUAAAGUAAAUCUGCUAAAUAUUUGGGACUUUGAGUGAGUUCAAUAAAGCUUUAUAAACAAAUAUAA
Morone saxatilis (striped sea-bass) is the source of this 2685-nucleotide messenger RNA. RefSeq names its product transmembrane protein 79a (gene tmem79a). The transcript has 4 exons. Gene Ontology annotation, biological process: regulated exocytosis. Lineage: Eukaryota; Metazoa; Chordata; Actinopteri; Moronidae. The annotation marks the transcript as partial. Gene Ontology annotation, cellular component: trans-Golgi network membrane; lysosomal membrane. The record is from RefSeq and is a predicted model, not a curated record.